This is a messenger RNA of Oryzias melastigma (Indian medaka), 4712 nucleotides long. RefSeq names its product family with sequence similarity 78 member Bb (gene fam78bb). Lineage: Eukaryota; Metazoa; Chordata; Actinopteri; Beloniformes; Adrianichthyidae. The record is from RefSeq and is a predicted model, not a curated record.
GUCCAGCUGGGAGCUGCCGCAGCUGCGUGAGGGUCUGGUGAGGGCCAUCAGCGACUCCGACGGCGUCAGCUACCCCUGGUACGGAAACACCACGGAGACCGUGACCAUCGCCGGCCCCACCUCCAAGCCGUCCCGCUUCACCGUCAGCAUGAACGACAACUUCUACCCCAGCGUCACCUGGGCCGUGCCGGUCAGCGAAUCCAACACGCCCCUGCUGACCAGCAUCAAGCGGGACCAGAGCUUCACCACCUGGCUGGUGGCGCUCAACACCACCUCCCGCGAGAAGAUCCUGCUGCACACCAUCAAGUGGAGGAUGAGGGUGGACGUGGUGGUGGACCCCUCCCAGCCGCUGGGCUCCCGGGCCAGGCUGGUGGGCCGGCUCUACCAGGACCAGCCGCGGGUGCUGGCCCGCAUGGAGCCCGUCCCCUCCAACGCCAUGGGCAAACCCAACGCCAACGACGCUCAAGUCCUCAUGUGGAGACCCAGGAGGGGGCCUCCUAUUGUCGUCAUCCCCCCCAAGUAGAAGAACCCGACACACGGAGGUGUGCAGAGACUCUGACGACGGGGGCGGAGCUUCUAAAUGCAGUUUCCAGAUCAUGGAUGGAGUCACUUUGGGAGGUGGGGGCUUUUUCCAGAGAUGCUCCACAGUGACCGAGUUACUUGGGGCGGGGGGUCACAUCCGCGUUCAGGUGAAACCCUGCUUUCUGAGAAGCAGCCGGAGCUCUCCACGACUGAAGAUCAGAACCUCCUCAGCUGGAGGAUGAAAACCUCACCAGGAAGGCAGGGAGCAACAUUUAGGCCUCGCUGAGGACAGGUUCUUCUCCUCAUCAGGACCCGUCUUUGAAUAGAGACAGUUGGUUCUGUUUGCUGCAGGCCCGCGGUGGUGAAGCGCACCUGAGUUUACCUGCAAGCAGACAGCGGCCAUGAUUCCAUGAUUCCAGAGUCUGGAGUUGGGUCAGAAUCCCUCCACCACUCAGUGCACUGGAGGGCGUUUUUGAGGGAGUCCAAAUCUACAACUCUACAAUCCAGAGACCCGAAAGUUCCCAGAAGUCUCUGCAAAAAACUAGCAUAAAUCGAUGCUCCAGAUCGACAAAUAGUGCACUGCGAUUCAACGAUUUUAAUUUAAAAAAGUAUUUUAAAUGAUCUCGUAUGAAGUUUGUGUCAUCAGUGGAUUCAUUUAAGUCUUUAGGUUUUUACAUCAGAAAAUGAGUGACGUCAUAUUUUCUUUGAUAAAAGUGGCGACCAAAGCCAUGUCUGAAUUCCCUCAUAAUUCCUAACGACUAAAAAAAUAGGGCUGGAUAUCCAUGAUCAUCCCAGAAACGGUUCGAUUCACAAGAGGCUGAACUGAUCAAUUCAAUCUCAGGUUUACACAUUUAUACAUGUUUACUUAGAAAUACAUCAAUAAACAACUAUAUGAAUCUGAUCCAGUUCACAUACUGUAAAUGUAUCAGUGAAAUAAUGAGAUUGUUAAUAUCAUCCAGUGUUACAUGGAUUCUCUAAAGGAGAAGUUCUAACUAAAAUGUUCAGAUCAUUUACAUGUAAACAUUGUUCUGCUUCUCCUGGAGGACGUUUCAGUUUGACCACUAGGGGGCGAUCCUGCAAUAGUAUUAGACCUUAUUCCAGAAGAAGAUAAAAUGAGGAAAAACAUUGUUUUAGACCACAAAUGGUAACUUCAGCUUUAUGUGCUAAAUCGAUCAAUAUGUUUAUGAAUAGAUUGUCUGUUAAGCUUGAAUUGAUUCAAACUGAUUUUAUCAACCCAGCCCUAUGAAACACAAUAUAGUGCAGGACUAUAAGCCUCGCUCUCACGGCGGGUGGAUACAGUGGCUCCGCCUCAACCGUCCUGUUCUCUUUUUCUAUGGACCUACAACCAUUGACUGUAUACGUAGGAACUGGACAUAGGCGUUGAGGUCCCCCAUUGGAAAUACAUCACCUUCACCCUCGCAAAAUCAGUUCAGAGCCUUCGCCGUCACUUCCUGAUACGUCUACCGCCAUGUUGGAGCCGACUGUAACCCGUCGACAGCGAUUAGUCCGGGUCGGUCUGAGUCACGUUUUUAGAGGAACUGCCGUGACCAAUCACAAGUGAGCUUGUUCCGGCUUGUUGGAAGGCCACACCCCUCCCACUGUAAGCAGCUUGGGGAAAGCUGUCACUCAAAUUCAGACGCCGUGCACACGACUUUUGUUUUUCUAGACGCUGGAUAUGACGUCACCGAUUUCAUGAAGUGAAAAUCGAAUUUAUUUGCGACUCCACUGUGUUCUGAUGAAGAGAAUGUGACGGUUUAUUUAAAAAAUGCUUUUUUUUUUACAAAAAUUGUUCAACCGCAAUGCAUUGUGGUCUGUGGUAGAGAGCAUCGAUGCAUGCCAGUUUUUUGCAAAGACUUCUGGGAGAUUUCUAGGGCACUGGAUCUUGGAAUUGUAGAUUGGGACAGCUCUAGAAAACGGUGAACGCUCUACAGAGCGAGUGGUGACGGAGUUCAGACGGUCUGUGUGUCUGACAUCCAACAUCCAGGUGAGUGGACAGUCCUGCAGGUGUUCGGAGGGGAUUCAGACUCAACCCUCCAACACUCAGAGUGAGAUCUUCUCUGGAGAUCUGAAUGUGCCGAUGGCUCCCUGAAUGUCUCAAGAACCCAAAACUUCCGGGUCUGCACAGUUUUGGAGCAUAAACCUUUAUUGUAACAUGAUGAUUCGUGCUGGCGGCGGCGGCGCACGUCCGUCCUGAGGGGAACGCGGCCUUAACUCCCCACGCUGCCUUCGAAGACUCCGAAGGGUUUCUUUGGUGCUGAUGAGCUGUGGUGCAGCGUCCCGGACAAAGAGCAGCUGCACUGUAGCCCCUCCACACAUGCAGGUCGUCGUCAGCCUUAAGAAGACGAACUGCUGAGUCAGCUCUCUGAGAAAGAGGCCAGUGUUUCAGCUCCCAGGGGGCGGCGUUCGUCCCGCUGCAGGACGAGGAUCCCGGUGGCUGCUGCCUCACACCAGACUGCCUCACACACAUCACAGCCUCGCUCAUCAUCUCACUGGGUUUGGUGGCGUCCUCAAAGCAAGCCAUGCAGACGGACGUUUCCACGCCGCAGAGCUCUCCCGGUUCCGCCUUUACAAAGCCAGAGUUGCCUGCUGACGACAGCCCGCGACUGUAAAACCUGAAGGUGUCUUUUCCCCAGAGAGGAGGACCGCAGCGAUGCAGAAGUCUGCUCUCAUGACGGGGAGGGGGGCGGGGCGCACAGGUGUAUGUUUCUGCCAUCACAGCAGUAUUAUCUGCAGCAGUAUGAAACAGAACCGGUUCUGCUGCUGGAGCCUUAAAGACUGAAAAGAAGCCAAACAGUCGAAACCACAAAAACGAGACGAGAAGGACAGAAAAAACCACGAUAAUCAGCCUCUGACGUUCGUUUGGAACGAAGGCGUUUGAAAAGUAUUCCAGAUCUAAGAAGAGCAGAUUUUUGAUCCCAAGAGACUUUUUGGACUUUCUUGUGUUCGUUGUUGUUCCUCCUCAGAUCCUUCGUCAGUUUGGCUCCACAGAAACUCCCAGAUCAUCGGAUCCGUUUCCAAAGCGCUCCCAGUCGUCUUUUCUUUCUGAUGACGCCGUUUUCAGACUAACUCUAAAAUUUUGUCGUUUUCUAGGACAUAGUUUCUGUAGGAAUUGAUCAGAAAUUCCCCUCGGAGUUGUGGGUGGGACUAUUGGUGGGCAGUAAGCCUCUCCCACUAGCUUACAGCCCUCACACUCAAACCUGACAUUAGCGGUGCAACAAAAAUAGUAACAAUAUCAGAGUUUACCCAGCAGGAAGACCAAGUGGACCCGCAUGUCUCAAAGAGGAGAACGUGGCCCCCUGGUGGUCCCACCUGUGUGUGCCCACACUGACUAAAGUGGGGAUUCGGUGGGUUAGCUCGCUACGCUAGGCAGCUGCCUGGUGGACAGGGGAGCUCACUAGGUCGCUACGGUGAAGCUCGCUAGCGUUCUACAGUGGAGAUCAGCGGAGAUCACUAGCUCGAUACAGAGGAUCUCGCUAGCUAGCUACAGUAGAGCAUGCUAGCUAGCAACAGCAAAGCUCGUUAGCUAGCUACAACGGAGCUCGCUAGCUCAAAACAGUAGAGCUUGCUAGCAUGCUGCAUGCCCACUGGGAGGCUGGCUAGCGUAGCGAGUUAGCCCACUGAGUGCCCACGUUUUCUGUCCACCUGUAACCCAAACGGGCCCCUUGGCCUGGCUGUCUGGGUCGAUCCAGAUUCCAGCUCACACCAGGAAAACAGACGUUCAUGGAUCUAUUUGUCUGACAGUGGAUGCAUCGGAAUGGGGCGGAGCUUUUGGCCCCACCCAUUGCAUUUGCUACGUCACAAAAGACAAUCUUUUUCAAACAUGAUCUCCGGUUUCGCAAAACUUUGAGAAAAGAAAUACUUAGAAAUAUAAUCUUAAUUUUCUUUAUAAAUGUUCUCCGUCAUCAGAAAAAUGCAACAAAAAUAUCAAAAACGCAAUUUUUCCUUUAAACGUCUUAAAAUGAGGGAAUCAAAUCCUCAGAACCGGCUGUGGGUGCUGGACCGUUGUCCUGGUUCUGAGUGUAACCAGGUGAACCGGAUCUUGUGAAGUUCCAGAACCAUCUUUGACGCUGACCGGUGCCGGGAUGAGGAGGUCAGCGACUGAAUUAUUGUGUCCCUGAUUGUGGUUUCAUAUUGAAGGUCGGGUCUGAAUCUGUCUUUGGCGUCAAAUAAAUUGAUGGACUUCACCAAAA